AUGUCUCAUAUGCGGUAUUCAAUGGAGCGAGCGACUCAUCUAAUGGUCAAUGACCCCGAGGAGAAACAUCUUCCGUUCCCAAUUCUCGAAUAUGUCCGACGCUGGCUCAGUCUCAAGCACACCCUGCACAGCUUUGGCGGCAAUCAUCGAAACUAUCUGGACCCCAAAUCACCCUCUGGCUCGAAUCAGGAACUGUUCCCCCGGUUCGUAAGCGUCAUGGUCGCAGGUCUUUCCACUGCGUGGACGAACCCUCCAACUGCUGAGUUCGACCAGCAGUAUCUCCAGGAUGCACGUGAGUUGGUCGACAUCAUGCUUUCCGAGUCCAAGAGCCGAGACACGCGACCGCCGUACUUCAACUUCGUCAUUGGAGCCUAUGUGUACUACGACAUGGCUACCUCAUUCCUUGUUCCUGUCAAUCAGCAGCUGCCUCUCAAUACCAGUGAAAUGUAUACCGCCGUGCUCGAUGUUGGCCAAGAAUAUCACCCUAUUUCGGGCUAUACAACAGACAUCUUCUAUCUUCUAGGCACUGUAGGACGCUACUGCCGAUCGGUCGUUGAGACAGGAGUUCGGGACGAAUCCCUUGAGGCUGUUCUGGAAGAAGAGUUGGAGAACUGGGAACCAAAUCUAGAAAAUCCCGAAUUGGGACUCAUGAGCAACGCCUUCCGCAUGCAUGGGCUGAUCAACCUCGCCGCUAUUUGCUACAGGCGGCAGGAUGUGAACACACCACAGGAACAUCGCGACCUGUCCGUCAUGAUGGGUACGGAGAUGCAGGAGCGGAUCGAGGAGUGGCAGAACCCGAAAACUCCUCCUGGCGGCGACGAUAUUACCGACCAGGGACAGGAUCCCGAACAUGAGGAUGAGAUUGAGCCUGAUGACUUUCUUGAAGCGAUGGUCAGGAUGCGCGCUCUGAGCGUUGUUCGAGAUUUGGCUUCUAUACCAACAGACAAUCCUUGCAUCAAUCUCCAGGCCAUACCGUUGUUCACUGCUGGAUCUGAAUUGACUAGAUCCGACCAGAAGGAGAGGCAGAUCGUCAUAAAACGCUUCAGAGAGCUGUAUUCAAUGAACCAUCUUCGUACCAAUUUGUCGGCGUUGGAGAUCCUCCCAGAGAUUUGGGCCCGGAAAGACCGAGGCGAAAAUAUCAGCUGGUUGGAUGUCAUGAUUGAAAAGGGUUGGAGCAUGAUGCUCGGUUAA
Clonostachys rhizophaga is the source of this 1191-nucleotide messenger RNA. The record is from the annotation of a GenBank genome assembly. NCBI's taxonomy places the organism in Eukaryota, Fungi, Ascomycota, Sordariomycetes, Hypocreales, Bionectriaceae.